This is a messenger RNA of Ogataea angusta, 1071 nucleotides long. RefSeq lists its product as uncharacterized. The record is from RefSeq and is a predicted model, not a curated record. The transcript has a single exon. Gene Ontology annotation, cellular component: cytoplasm. The coding region runs from base 1 to 1071 and encodes 356 amino acids. Gene Ontology annotation, molecular function: electron-transferring-flavoprotein dehydrogenase activity; flavin adenine dinucleotide binding. NCBI's taxonomy places the organism in Eukaryota, Fungi, Ascomycota, Pichiomycetes, Pichiales, Pichiaceae.
AUGACAGGGAUCACAAUCAUAGGCGCGGGGAUUUACGGUGCGUAUGCCGCAAAGAAGCUCUCAAGCGUUCCUGGAUUAGAGAUCACCCUGAUCUCGAAAAAAAAUUAUAUCAACUUCGUCCCUUCAGUUCCGAGAAACUUUGUUACUCAGAACCUGAACGGAUACUCCAGAGCUCUCGAGGAGGUUUUUGGCGACUCGGUCAGGCUGAUUUAUGACGAGGCCGUCAGUUUUGACGAAUCGAAGGUGACCACGCGCAAAAAUGGAGAUGUCGCAUUUGACGUUCUGAUUGUUGCCACGGGAUCAAUACUUAGCCGCGAGUUCGAGCUACCGGACACCGUUGAUUCUGCAAUUGAACAUUUCACGAAGGAGUUUGAACAGGUACAGCGCGCAAAGAACAUCACCGUUAUUGGUGGCGGAAUUUCGGGCUGUGAGCUGACGGGAGAGCUGGCACACAACUUCAAGGACGAAAUAGCCAAGGGCGAAAAAAGAAUUAAUUUGAUACACUCCAGCACGAACGUCUUGUCGAACAAUGAGGUCGAUUCCGUUAGACGGAGCGUCCAGUCCCAGCUAGAAGACAUGGACGUCAAGCUCUACCUUGGUCAAAGAGCAACUUUGGACGGAGAUAAGGUCUAUGUUGGAUCCGAGGAAGUCCCCACCGACCAUAUUAUAUGGACCACGGGAGUGAAGCCAAACACACCAGACUCGCCACUGGAAGGACUCAAGAACGAAAAGGGUGAAAUCAAAGUCAAGCCAACAUUCCAGACUCUGGCUAGCCCUAAUAUUUUUGCAAUUGGAGACUGUGUUAAUUUCGUCAUCAAGGCAGUGGCUCCGCUGAAAAAGUGGAAUUCUGUUUUAGUCGACAAUGUGAUCGCCUAUGCCCAGAACAAGCCGCUCACGAAGCAGGUUGUGCCGCCUACAGAGAACGACAAGCCGACUUGUGGUGUCAGCCUGGGUCCGGAGCACGGAGCAGGCCAAUUAGCCACGCCGUUCGGCACUUUCCCCAUGCCGGCAUUUUUGGUCGUGCAGGCCAAGUCCAAGACCAUGUUUAAGGGAAAACUGAGCGAGCUCUAA